AUGGCCACAUACGCCCGCGACGUAGCCAUCCGCGAAGCCAAACUCCAUGUCCGUGAAAUCGUCCGCAACGACUGGUCCUUCCAUCCAUCGACCGACGCCGGCGCGCCCGCCUCGUCUUCUCCGCCGCCUCCAACACACGAGAUCGCAGAAUGGCGACUGCGCGAAUACGACAGCUCCGGGUCCGAGCUGGAACCCGUAUCGUCGCCGGACAUUGGGGCCUCCGAUCACACCGUCCUGCCUGAUUCGUUGCGGGCCAUGUCUCCCCGGCGCAAACGUCGUCGACAAGAGGAGGAGGCCGAAAUGCGUUGGAAUGAGGGGUUACGCACAUGGGUCGAGAGACGGAAUGCCUGGUCGGGCGCCCUGUCGAGGGAGGAGAUUCGUCGACGACAGCUGCAGCCACGGGACUCGCAGCUAGAAGAUGGUGCACUAUCGCAUGACGACCAGAAGAAAAAGGAGGAGGCGUCGAAUCCUACAUUGGAGUCUUCUACAUCGUCGGCCGGUUCUGGAUGCGACGAGCUCACCACAAGAACCGAAGUCUCCUUGUCUAUUACAGAAAGGGAAGAAUUUACCUCCCAGUUCCCUGCCGACCGCGAACGCGAAGACGAACCCUCGACCGCUGAUCCAGAGAAUCUCCAUCCCACCGCAUCCCUCAUCCCCGACCCGGAUCUAACCACCGGGGUGACGCCUACGACACCAGCUCCUGCCCCCGCCAGUGUAGCAGCUACUGAAACCGCUGCAUCGUAUCAUGACCCCUCGACCGGCGACCAACAACAACAGCAAGAAGAAGAAAGAGAAAGAGAAGAUCCCUUCAUCCCCGUGGCUCCCACACUAAUCUCCACCACCAACCCUGUCCGCGCCGCCAUCGCCCCAACCAUGUACCCCUCCAUCUACUCGAAGGUCGUAGUCCAGGGUCUUACGCCCACCGUCCCCAUCAACCUGGUCGACGUGACCAAGGCCAUCGUCCAAGGCUGGAAAGCAGAUGGUCAAUGGCCGCCUAAACCUGCGACCUCCAACAUCGUGCUCCAAGAUGACGCCACCGUUCGAAAACCCAACAAUGCACUCGACCAGGCCUCCCCCGAGUCGAAGAAGCGAUCUGGCGUCGCCAGUGCCGUCCGCAAGGUCCUGCAUUUUUCGGGCUUUCAUCCGCAUCGGAGAUCCUCGAGUCACGGGCAGAAUGAUGUUCCUACUACCGGGGAGGGGAAUGGGAUCGUGGAUCAGACGAUUCCAAAUAAGUCAUAG
Messenger RNA from Aspergillus tanneri, 1239 nucleotides. Its product is annotated as DUF4050 domain-containing protein. The record is from RefSeq and is a predicted model, not a curated record. Bases 1 to 1239 code for a protein of 412 amino acids. The transcript has a single exon. Lineage: Eukaryota; Fungi; Ascomycota; Eurotiomycetes; Eurotiales; Aspergillaceae.